CCUGCGAGGCGCUGGGACUAGGGCUGGCGGAGUGAAUUCCUGGGCUAGCGCGCAUGCGUCGGCAGGUAGCAACCCAGCUCUUUAUGACCAGGUGAGAUGUUGGUGAGCAGGUAAAAAAAGGAGGAUUUGCCUAAGCGAUUCCAGGGAGCGGGCCCAGCCGAGCCCUACAGCCCAUGCCCGGCGGGGACCCGUCGCCAGGAGCGCCGAGCCGCGAUGUCCAUACUUGCCAAAAUGGGGGACUGGCAGGACCGUCACGACGGCACCAGCAACGGGACGGCACGGUUGCCCCAGCUGGGCACUGUAGGUCAAUCUCCCUACACGAGCGCCCCGCCGCUGUCCCACACCCCCAAUGCCGACUUCCAGCCCCCCUACUUUCCCCCGCCCUACCAGCCUAUCUACCCCCAGUCGCAAGAUCCUUACUCCCACGUCAACGACCCCUACAGCCUGAACCCCCUGCACGCCCAGCCGCAGCCGCAGCACCCGGGCUGGCCCGGCCAGAGGCAGAGCCAGGAGUCUGGGCUCCUGCACACGCACCGGGGGCUACCCCACCAGCUGUCGGGCCUGGAUCCUCGCAGGGACUACCGGCGGCACGAGGACCUCCUGCACGGCCCCCACGGGCUUGGCUCAGGACUCGGAGACCUCCCGAUCCACUCCUUACCUCACGCCAUCGAGGACGUCCCGCAUGUAGAAGACCCGGGUAUUAACAUCCCAGAUCAAACUGUAAUUAAGAAAGGCCCCGUGUCCCUGUCCAAGUCCAACAGCAACGCCGUCUCCGCCAUCCCCAUCAACAAGGACAACCUCUUCGGCGGCGUCGUGAACCCCAACGAAGUCUUCUGUUCAGUUCCGGGUCGUCUCUCGCUCCUCAGCUCCACCUCGAAGUACAAGGUCACGGUGGCGGAAGUACAGCGGCGCCUCUCACCGCCCGAGUGUCUCAACGCUUCACUGCUGGGCGGAGUGCUGCGGAGGGCGAAGUCUAAAAAUGGAGGAAGAUCUUUAAGAGAAAAACUGGACAAAAUAGGAUUAAAUCUGCCAGCAGGGAGACGUAAAGCUGCCAACGUCACCCUGCUCACAUCACUAGUGGAGGGAGAAGCCGUCCACCUCGCCAGGGACUUUGGGUACGUGUGCGAAACCGAAUUUCCUGCCAAAGCAGUAGCUGAGUUUCUCAACCGACAACAUUCCGAUCCCAAUGAGCAAGUGACAAGAAAAAACAUGCUCCUGGCUACAAAACAGAUAUGCAAAGAGUUCACCGACCUGCUGGCUCAGGACCGAUCUCCCCUGGGGAACUCGCGGCCCAACCCCAUCCUGGAGCCCGGCAUCCAGAGCUGCUUGACCCACUUCAACCUCAUCUCCCACGGCUUCGGCAGCCCGGCGGUGUGCGCCGCGGUCACGGCCCUGCAGAACUAUCUCACCGAGGCCCUGAAGGCCAUGGACAAAAUGUACCUCAGCAACAACCCCAACAGCCACACGGACAACAGCGCCAAAAGCAGUGACAAAGAGGAGAAGCACAGAAAGUGAAGCUCUCCUCCAGCCCUGCCCCCGGACCCGCGCCUCGCCGUCCCCCCCCCCCGCCGCCGCCCCCCCCAUCUCCAUCGCCAUCUCCCCCACCGGUGCCCCCCCCCCCAUCGACCGCCGCCGGCAGGUGAGCUCCGGGAUCAGCAACCCCCCCACUGCUGCUACUGCUGCUGCUGCUGCCGCCGCCGCUGCCGCCACGCCUUCGGUUCGGAGGCUCGGGGUCCUGGGGACAGCGCUCCCCGGCGAGAGGGGCGACCCUGCCGCCCAGGCCCCUGCCUCGACUUCCCCGAUCCGCACCACCUCGCCUCUGCCCUUGCGUGGAGCCUCAGAGCACAGAACAGGCCGUGAAGCGGGCAGAGAAAAGUUCUGUCCGAGUGUGUGAACCCUUUUUUUUUUUUUUUUUUUUUUAACACCGCAAAUCAACAGCAAUGACAACCACAAAAUUCAAACUUUUUUUUUUUUUUUUUUAGAAAAAAGAACGUAAAAAUUAAAAAAAAAAAUGAUAUGCGCUUCAUGGGAUGGAAUCACCACCUUCCUUUACAUACCGUUCAGAUUGUAGCCAUACUUAAAAAAAAAAAAAAAAAAAAAAGAAACAGAGAAAAGAAAAAGAAAGCAAAGGCAAAAAGGAUCAUGACAUUUUUAUCAGUAUUGUGAAUAAACUUGAACGCAGAUACAGGAAGUUCCAUGUCUUGUCUUCAGUUACAGAAGUUUUCCCUCUUCAAGGUAAAGCGACCAACUUGAACUUUCUCUGGCAACACGAUUCACAGUUAUAUAAGGGAAUCAGUGUUCACGUCUCUGUAUAUAUUUAUUUAUGUGUAAUUUAAUGGGAAUUGUAAAUAUGGUGAGUCUGUUUUAAACCUUUUUUUUUUUUUUUUUAAUUUAUCUGGUAAUCUCGUUUACCUCUUGUUUAGUGGGUUUUGACUCUCUCCCCUGGUACUUACUUAGGAAUCCAAGGUUUGGGGGAUUUUUUUUUUUUUUUUCUUCUUCUUUCCCCUCUGGGAUUCAUGAAUUUAGCCCUGUUGUAGCAUGUUCAAGAUGACAAUGAAACAGCUGAACACAAUUUAAAAAGGAAAAUAAAAAAUUUAUAUAUAAUUAGUAAUACAUUUAGCUUUUCAUUGAACUGAACGAAAAAGUCCUAUGGAACCCUGGAGAGAUUUUUAACCUGAGUGGUUGGAUAACUGUUCUCUGUAUUGUGGGGAGAAAAAAAAAAAAACAAAGUUUAUUUUAUUCCACUGUCCUCCCUUAAAGGCAGCAUUUGAGCAAUAAAUGAGCAUUGUCUUUAAACCAAGGGUUAGGGAUUUCUUCUUCUUCUUCUUCUCCUUCUUCUCCUCCUCUCUCUCUCUUUUUGUUCAAAGAACUUCAAACAUGUGGGACCACCUGGUCUUCUGUAUUUUCACUGGUCAUUUUGGAAAAGCAGUUCUAGCUGUAUUGUAUUGAGUUGUACUGGCAGUAGUUUUCAUGCCUGUCAAUGUAUCAUAGUCCUUUGUUGCCCAGAUAAAUAAAUAUUUGAUACGCUUUA
This is a messenger RNA of Sus scrofa (pig), 3031 nucleotides long. RefSeq names its product transcription factor AP-2 alpha (gene TFAP2A). The record is from RefSeq and is a predicted model, not a curated record. Gene Ontology annotation, biological process: anatomical structure development; regulation of cell population proliferation; regulation of transcription by RNA polymerase II. NCBI's taxonomy places the organism in Eukaryota, Metazoa, Chordata, Mammalia, Artiodactyla, Suidae. Gene Ontology annotation, cellular component: nucleus. Gene Ontology annotation, molecular function: RNA polymerase II transcription regulatory region sequence-specific DNA binding; DNA-binding transcription factor activity, RNA polymerase II-specific.